This is a messenger RNA of Sitophilus oryzae (rice weevil), 707 nucleotides long. Its product is annotated as glycine-rich selenoprotein-like. The transcript has 4 exons. NCBI's taxonomy places the organism in Eukaryota, Metazoa, Arthropoda, Insecta, Coleoptera, Curculionidae. The record is from RefSeq and is a predicted model, not a curated record. Bases 134 to 433 code for a protein of 99 amino acids.
GCUGAUAACUUUGACAGUUCUCACAAAAAACAUGGCCGAUGUAAAUAAAACAAAUUCUGACGUGGACUUUUAUUCACUUUAAAACGUAUUCAAACAGCUACAAUUCCUGUAAAAAUUCAUCAAUAAACUCAAAAUGGUGUACAUCAAAUCAGAUGGGACAGUUUGUGAGAAACCCCCAGUUUAUGAGAGAGUAUACAAUCUGAUUUUCGGGUUAUUUAGUGGAUUUAUAUUCUUCUUUACAUCUAUGUUUGGGUUUAAUUCUGGAGGCUUGAAAGGACGAUCUAGUGGAGGUUCAGGAAGAUAUGGAGGAGGAGGUGGUGAUGGACCUUAUAAGCCAGGGAAACCAGGAGGUUCAAAUUUCCGUACUAUCAGUGACAUAAAUCCACCCACGGUGUAUGGUGGUGGAUGUCCAGGAGGAAAUUGUGGGUUAUAAUCAAAAACCAGUUAAAAAUAGAUUUAUUAAACUGCAUUAAACUUUAUUCUUAAGAUUUUCUAACCAAAUAUUAAUAAAACUUUGUAUAUGAGUUGAUGAAAUUAACUCUAACAUUUGUAUUAAUUAAAACAAUUUGUUUUUUAACUUAUUACUCUGUAUUUCAUAUUCUAAUAGCUUGUUUUGACUAAAUAUAGCUUGUCUUUUUUAUUCGACAAUGAUAAAAUUUAUUUUGUAAAUAAGGAACUAGUUUUUUUUAAUAUAUAUUAUACAUGAA